Molecule: messenger RNA, 1785 nt
Organism: Neltuma alba
Lineage: Eukaryota; Viridiplantae; Streptophyta; Magnoliopsida; Fabales; Fabaceae
Exons: 12
Coding region: 159-1499 (446 amino acids)
Source: RefSeq, a predicted model, not a curated record
GUUGAAGCCCCCCGUUCCAUGUGCUUCCGAGAGGCUGCAACAGAAACGACACGCAGAGAAUCUUCAAUCUGAAACUGAGUAACUGAAACACCAGGGCUUAGUCGUUUGGCAAUAUUGAUAAUCGUUUUACUCUGUCUUUCUUUUCGAUUUUCUUUCUUAUGGCCAUUGCCGCAGCUGCAGCUUCUUCCCUUCCUUCUGAAGGAAUAUGUUGCUCAAUAUCAAAUGGAAUUGGAAGCAAUUUGAUCAAAUCUCCUCUUGAUGGUAGAAGAGUGUCUGACCUUUCCAGUGUGAGAUGCAAAAGUCCCUUUUUGGGGCCAUCACAGUUCCUUUGGCUAUCGACGGGGCAUGAUCUGUGUCUUCAAAAGGCUUGUGUUGCUGCAGACUACUCAGAUUCUGUACCUGAUUCGUCUAGUUACACAAGUGACCAAGCAUAUCAUCCUCUCGAAGAUUUAAAAGUUUGCCAUAACACUCGGCAGACUGAACUCUCUUCUGCUGAAAUUGCAAGAACAACAGUUGAGGCUAAUAGAAACGCUUUGCUAGUAUUUCCUGGAUCAGUGCACUGUGAACCACACGAACAGAUUUCAUGGGCAGAGUUUCAAUAUCUUAUCGAUGAUUAUGGAGAUAUAUAUUUUGAAAUCUCUGAUGAUGCAAACAUUUUGGAAGAUCGUAGGGCAAGUAAUCCUGUGAGAGUUUUGAUUGGAAUGGACCUUCCACUGUAUAAUAAUAGAAGGAUCGCUAGUGAAUACAACAUAUUCAAUAGUGGGAACAAUGACGAAUUCCUACUUGAUGAUGAUUAUAUUGAGAUUCUGGAGUCUGAAGAGUUGAACUUGUCAGUGAAUUGGGAGACGCUAGAUACCAUCGUCUCAGUUCAUCCUGUUUAUUUUGCAAAGUGCCUAUCAAAGGCUGUCAACACAGAAUAUGGUAAAAGAAUGGACCAUCCUUCAAAUGGUGUUUCAAUUCUAGGUUACCUUAGACCUGCUUUUGCUGAUGAAGAGUCAUAUCUAAGAACAGUAUAUCGCAGUGAAGAUGAUGAUGGAUACAGCUCAGACUCUAAAGAUGGUGAAAAUUUUUUCCCCAACAAUAUGAGCGAUCACAGAGACACUGGGUUGACAUUCUAUCGGUUGGAGAUACUGAAAAUAGAGUUAUUUUCUGUCUAUGGAUAUCAGUCUGAAAUUAAUUUACUAGACUUUCAAGAUGCCGAACCUGAUAUUCUUGUAUUCUCUAACCCGGCUAUUCAAGAACGCCUCAAUAAGAGAUUUAAUGCUGCUCUUAAAGCCCUAUGCAAAAAGAAAGGACUUGAUGUUGAGGGAGCUAGGUUGAUUGGGGUUGACAGCCUUGGUUUGGAUGUCAGAGUUUUCUCAGGGGCAGAAGUCAGAACUCAUCGAUUUCCAUUCAAAGUCCCAGCAACUUCUGAAGUUGGGGCUGAAAAGCAGAUUCAACAACUUCUGUUUCCACGAUCUAGGCGAAAAAAGUGCAUGAACUCAUGGCGACAAGCUUAAGAACCAGCACUCAAGUUGAGUACAUCAUUGUCUAACCUUGCAUGGCAGUUAUCUUCAUUUUAUUUUCCCUUUUCAAGUUUUCGUAACAACUUGCUCUAGAGCAGUUAAUACAUGAAAGUUAUAGUCAGUUCUGGACACCAUUUUGGUUUUGUUCUAGGAGGUUCAUGGCGGUUAAUUUUUCCUUCUCUCAGAUGAGAGUUUGGUCAGUAAAUAAAUAAUUAUAUAUGGGCAACAGUUCUUCUUUGCUGGUAAUAAUAAGGGGCAUUGCUAAUAUCUGUCAUUCUGA